Molecule: messenger RNA, 741 nt
Organism: Spinacia oleracea (spinach)
Lineage: Eukaryota; Viridiplantae; Streptophyta; Magnoliopsida; Caryophyllales; Amaranthaceae
Exons: 2
Coding region: 1-741 (246 amino acids)
Source: RefSeq, a predicted model, not a curated record
AUGCCUGCUGAGAAGAAACUGCCACCUCCGCCUCGGAAGAGGAAGUUUGCAGUGGAGUUCCCCGACGACUAUGGGUCGACAGACACGCCAAGGGUUCAGCUCUGGCCCGAGGUUGAUCGUCUGUGGAUGCCGUCAAGCCGGGAGUGUCAAGAGACCUUGUCCCCAGUUGCUGCAACUGUUGAGAGCGUCUCGGAUGCCUGGAGGUCCCAGCAAUCUGCUUUAGCCACACGUCAUCAUGUCAUAAUGUUAGAAGAUCAAAUAGUAAAAUUGAAAAACGACAUGAAGAAGGCAAAGCAGGAGGCUGGUCGUCUUGGCGAUGUGGCCAAGGAGGCGACGGCAAGGGCUGAGGCGCUGCAGGUGAGUCAGGAGGAGGGGGCUGCUGAGGUCGCGCAGCUGAAUGCUGAGAAGGAGACGCUGGUUGUCCAAGUUGACGAGCUGAAGAAGUCUCUCUCCAAAGUCAAGGCUAGGAUUUACGAGUGCGCUGGUUACUACACUUGGAAAAUGAAGGCCGAGAUGAUGGAGGAGUUCAAGGCGGGCAAACAUGUGAACUGGACUCCUGACGAGGACAUUGCUCAGUUUAACACUGCAUUCCCCAAGGACUAUAUCCCCCCUGGUGCCGUUAGCGAAGAAGAGGACGUCGAGGAGGGUGCAACUGCAACCAGCCCCGAUGUCGAGACGAUGGCGGCACCAGGCGAUGGCGAACAAGGGGAGAAUGCAGGCCCAGCAGACCAUCAGGAGUAG